This is a messenger RNA of Salvelinus fontinalis (brook trout), 999 nucleotides long. Its product is annotated as mucin-21-like. The transcript has 3 exons. The record is from RefSeq and is a predicted model, not a curated record. The coding region runs from base 1 to 999 and encodes 332 amino acids. Lineage: Eukaryota; Metazoa; Chordata; Actinopteri; Salmoniformes; Salmonidae.
AUGUUUGGCCACGACUCUAAUACUGGGACUAAUACACAGUACACCAGCUGUCAUAACACAGCUAAUACUGGGACUAAUACACAGUACACCAGCUGUCAUAACACAGCUAAUACUGGGACUAAUACACAGUACACCAGAUGUCAUAACACAGCUAAUACUGGGACUAAUACACAGUACACCAGCUGUCAUAACACAGCUAAUACUGGGACUAAUACACAGUACACCAGCUGUCAUAACACAGCUAAUACUGGGACUAAUACACAGUACACCAGAUGUCAUAACACAGCUAAUACUGGGACUAAUACACAGUACACCAGCUGUCAUAACACAGCUAAUACUGGGACUAAUACACAGUACACCAGAUGUCAUAACACAGCUAAUACUGGGACUAAUACACAGUACACCAGCUGUCAUAACACAGCUAAUACUGGGACUAAUACACAGUACACCAGCUGUCAUAACACAGCUAAUACUGGGACUAAUACACAGUACACCAGCUGUCAUAACACAGCUAAUACUGGGACUAAUACACAGUACACCAGCUGUCAUAACACAGCUAAUACUGGGACUAAUACACAGUACACCAGCUGUCAUAACACAGCUAAUACUGGGACUAAUACACAGUACACCAGCUGUCAUAACACAGCUAAUACUGGGACUAAUACACAGUACACCAGCUGUCAUAACACAGCUAAUACUGGGACUAAUACACAGUACACCAGCUGUCAUAACACAGCUAAUACUGGGACUAAUACACAGUACACCAGCUGUCAUAACACAGCUAAUACUGGGACUAAUACACAGUACACCAGCUGUCAUAACACAGCUAAUACUGGGACUAAUACACAGUACACCAGCUGUCAUAACACAGCUAAUACUGGGACUAAUACACAGUACACCAGCUGUCAUAACACAGCUAAUACUGGGACUAAUACACAUCAGGUGACGUUAUGCACUGACGCUACAUUAAGAAUCUACUUCAAUAAAUCAGGCAUGUGA